GUAUGGCUCAAUCGUUAGCGCUUGACUGUGGUUGAAGAAGUUUCAACACGCAAUGGGGAGGGGGACAGACUGGUGUCCUCCUUACUUAUGUCUUGUUUUUAUUCGGAUAAGAAAAGAAGAUUGUGUUUCUGAACAAGCAAUGAGAAGACCUGCGACUGAUUUUUGAACUCCUUCAUGUCGUACAAUGUAAUGAUGCAACAUGGACGAACUGCCCUGGAACAGAUAAAAAGUGAAGGAUAGACGGAGCAAGAGAAGAUUGAGGCCGUUUCACAGAGAGAAAGUACUUAUCACCGACAUACACGAGACAUCAUGUCCACCUUGAUAAAGCAGGAGAGAACCAUUUGUGUUCUCCUCCCCAACAAAGACCAGCUGGACAUCACUGUCGGGCCAAAAUCCACAGGACAGGAUGUUUUUAAUCGUGUGGCAGAGCUUCUUGGAAUCAAAGAGCUGCACUUCUUUGGCCUCACAGUGGUGCGGGACAAUGAGCACAUAUUUUUAGACAUGGAGGAGAAGCUGACAAAGUACUUUUCUAAGGAAUGGAAGCAAGAUUCAGGAAAGGGAUUACAGAAGAGAACCUUGCCUCUAGUGCUAUGCCUCAAAGUGCAGUACUACAUUGAAAAUGGCAGACUCUUUUGUGAGCGUAAGGCACGACAUCUGUACUACUCUGACUUGCGGGAGCGAGUGCUUCGCUCUGAAUGUCGUCAGCGGGAGGAGGCGUACUUCCAGCUGGCAGGUUACGCCUUGCAGGCUGACCUCGGUGACCAUCCGCUGCCCAGGGAGGAUAUGGAGGUCUCUGCUUACUUUGAACCCAAGGAAUACUUUCCCCCUUGGAUUUUAGCAAAACGAGGAGUAAACUAUCUCCUCUGUCAUGGGCCAAAGGUGCAUCAAGAGCUGUGGGGCAUGUCUAGUCGUGAUGCCAUGCUGCUCUUCAUCAGGGAGUCGUGUCGACUGGAGGAUGUACCCGUCACGUUUUACAGACUGCAAAAGGACAAAAAGGCAGAGAGAGGAACGGCAUUGCUCGGUCUGACACUACGAGGAAUGCAGGUUUAUCAGGAGGUGAACAACAUGCGACAGCUGCUGUACGACUUCCCCUGGUCAAAUGUGGGACGUCUCACCUUCCUGGGUAAGAAAUUUGAGAUCCAGCCAGAUGGCUUGCCUUCAGCCAGGAAGCUGGUUUACUACACUGGGUCAUCGUUCCGCUCUCGCCACCUCCUCCUGCACCUGAGCAGCAGCCAUCGCCUCUACCUCAGCCUCCAGCCUGCCCUCAAACACCUACGCCAGCUGGAGGAGAGCGAAGAUAAAAAGCGUUACAGAGAGUCAUACAUCAGCGAUGACCUGGACUUGGACCCUCCAGGCAGCGAGAGCAGCCCUGGUCUGUCCCGGCACUCCACCAGCAGCUCUGGAAUCGAAGCUGACGCCCGCCAACACAGCAUCUCGACAGAGAUGGCCUCUAUGGAGGAGGAAGGUCAACGGAAAGCAGAAAGGUGUUUCAGCUCCACAGCCAGCCGUGGCAGUUCCUGUACCUCUGGGUUUGACACGGGGAGUAAGGUUCGAAUAGAAGAUGAGGGCUGGCAAGAGGAAGAGAUCAAAGCCAAUAUUGGAAGUCCAAAGGAGGUUCUCGUGGAUGAUCCGGAUGAGAUGUUCCAGUUGGCUGAUCUUCUUGAUGGAGUGUCAGUGGAUUAUUCAGAUCUCUCCUCAGAGACUCGCUCGCCAGAAAACAAUGCCUGUCCGCCAGACAGUGAUGAAGACCUUGGGAGAUUACGUAGCACAGAUACGUUAAAACAGAUUCUGACAACUAGGGCACAAGUUUGUGUGGAUCGGCACAGCCACAGUCUAGAUGAUGUUCGUCUGUUCCCACCUCCAGCACCCCUGGGGAUGACACUGCCACCCGAUUCCUCCCACAGCUAUACCUUUGGCCUCCCAGAUGCCUCAACCAACACAAAGACCCCUGUUGAUCACAGUAUAUACCCCCUUUUGCACUGCCAAGCCAAACCUACCUUUUAUGGCCGCAGGUCUACUAACUGCCUCUCCCUGGACAUGUUAGGUGAUGAACAGUUCCUGGAAUUCAUACUUUGAAUACGUCAAGUGCUGAUCUCCACACAAACUCCUGUUCUCUUCCUUCAUUUACCGUGCAACUUAACUCUGAGGUUCCCAACACAUGAUUGUUGUGUGUUUUCUACUGUCUGUGGUCAUGAUGACAGCGUGGGAUGUGUGUGUUUCAAAUUGUAGAGGGACAUUAUUGAAAAUGACGGGACCCCUCAUUCCUCUGAGAGAGGCUGUGGAUUAGAGAUCUAAUUCAGCAACAUUUCAAUCAGUAAACGGAGCAUAUUUAUUAUUGUGUACAUACUACUUGCGCUAUUUUAUUACAUUUCAACUUCGCUGAGAAAAAACAUUUCUAAUCAAUUAUAUUGUCUUUUAUAAAGUUCAUGUUCAUUUCUUUUAUGAAUUGUCCGAAUAGGUUAAUGUCGGGUGCAUAAAGUUUGACAGUAACAUAUAUUUUAACAUUUGAAGGCCAUGCUGUCAUGUGCUGCUUUGGACAUUCAUAAUGUGGGACUUACUUUCCUUUACAUUGGUAAUGUAAAUACUUUAAUGUAUUUGUAUUAUUAAAGAGAAUCUCCAGAAACCA
Messenger RNA from Cottoperca gobio, 2626 nucleotides. Its product is annotated as FERM domain-containing protein 6. The coding region runs from base 310 to 2076 and encodes 588 amino acids. Gene Ontology annotation, biological process: positive regulation of hippo signaling. The transcript has 14 exons. Gene Ontology annotation, cellular component: cytoskeleton; cytoplasmic side of apical plasma membrane. The record is from RefSeq and is a predicted model, not a curated record. Lineage: Eukaryota; Metazoa; Chordata; Actinopteri; Perciformes; Bovichtidae.